GGGCGUAGGUUUGUGAUGUGGCGGGUCGGUGCCCGCGGAUGGUGAGCUCCCCGCGUCUCGUCUGGACGAUAGGGGGGACGCCGGCGAGGGAGGGGCCCCUCCUCCGCCUCUGUGGGACCCAGGGAGGGGUUGGCUGAGCCCGCAGGGACCCUUGGCGCCUACGCGCGGCUCUGCGGUCCCCACGGCCCGAUGGCGGCGCGCGUGGACCCGGCCCAGGGCCCUCUGACAUGGUCUUGCUGAUUUUAGUUGCUUGUUCAGGAUCUGUUUCCAGCCCCGGAUCGUGAGUGCCUGUUGCUGCUCUAUGCCAAGACCUAGAACGGCCUGGGCUUGUAAAAGUUCUCAGAACUGCCUGGUGAAGUGGGAAUGAUUAUGGUAUCGAUGUGGAAACCAAGGCUUAGAGAAAUGAUGUGAUGUCCUCCCCACGGUCACAGCUGGCAAGUGUUGGAUUCAGUCUCUGGGAAUCUGGCUCCAGAACAAGGGACUUUUAGUCACUUUACCUCAGUGGUAAAGCAGCUCUCUGCGGGGGGCGGGCACACGGGGAGGACCUCGGCUACAACUGCUGCAGUUCUCAUUGUUGGGAGUUAUUAUCAUGAUCCUUUUCCCCGCUCCUCUCAUGUCCAGAUCACUUACUGCCCCCACUGUCCUCAUAGGAACACCACCCUCUGUCGUCUCCAGCGGCUACCCCAGGGGAGGCCUUUCUCUGAGCCCUAAUUGCACUACGUACAAAGGCUGCCUCUACCUCCCCCUUGAGCCCAGCACAGAGCCCUGCCUCAGGAGACCUGGGUCUCUCUGCACCUUCACCAGCAGCUGAGUAACAGGGUCUGACCCCAUCCAACAGCACAAGGCCAAGGCCACUACCUCUGUUUGACUUUCCAGGUUUUGGUUACCUUUAAGGACGUGGCUGUGACCUUCACCCAGGAAGAGUGGGGACAGCUGGAACUGGACCAGAGGGCCCUGUACCAGGAGGUGAUGCUGGAGACCUGUGGGCUUCUGGUCUCACUGGGGCACGCAGUCCCCGAAGCAGAGUUGAGGCACCUGCUGGAACAUGGGCGGGAGCUGUGGACUGGAAAGGGAGGCCUCUUGUGGAGCACCUGCCCAGGUGACAGCGCCAGACUUCGGACCAGAGACCCAAGCGCUUGUCAGCCGGUUUUGUCUGCGGGAGCCUGGCUCCGGGGAAGCCCGGCCCAGGGACCUUCAAGGGCCUCCAGGCUGGUGCAGGCCAGGGGUUGGGAAGGGCAUCUGGAAACGCAGAAAGGUCGACUGACGCCUGGGAGGGACGCUCACAAGACCCACCUUGAGAGAAUGAACCUUGAAGAUGACGGUUUGGGGACAGAGGACGGUCUGCACCACCAGGUGUUGCAAAAGAGAGUCUCUCCGGGAGAGGUGCUCCGUGAGCGGGACCCACGGGGACCGGACAGAGGCUGCGCGCUUCGUGCGGGGAGUGACCUCUACAGAUGCAAGCAGUGUGGGAAAGGUUUUAACCGCAAGUGGUACCUCGCGCGGCAUCAGCGGGUCCACACCGGCACAAAGCCCUACGAAUGCAACGCGUGCGGCAAAGCCUUCAGCCAGAGCUCGACCCUGAUCCGGCACUACCUCAUCCACACCGGGGAGAAACCGUACACAUGCCCGGAGUGCGGCAAGGCCUUCAAACGCAGGUCCUACCUCCUGCAGCACCGGCCGGUCCACACCGGGGAGAAGCCCUACGAGUGCGCCCAGUGUCGGAAGGCCUUCGCCCACCGCUCCACUUUCGUCCGGCACAGCCGCACCCACACGGGAGAGAAGCCCUUCGAGUGCAGGGCCUGCGAGCGGUCGUUCGGCAACCGAGCGCACCUGAUCCAGCACUACGUGGUGCACACGGGGCAGAAGCCGUACGAGUGCGCCGAGUGCGGCAAGGCCUUCCGCUGCGGCGCGGAGCUCCUGCAGCACCGGCGCGUGCACACCGGCGAGAGGCCUUUCGCGUGCGCCCAGUGCGGGAAGGCCUUCCACCGCAGCACCUACCUCCUGCAGCACUCGGUCGUCCACGCCGCGGAGGCGCCCCACCGCUGCCCCCAGUGCGGCAAGGCCUUCAAGCGCCGCUCACACCUGCUGCAGCACCGGCGGGUGCACCCCUGAGGGGGCCCCUCGCGCCCUACCCCGGCGCCUCUUCCGGCCCUCCGGAGGGGGUCCCCGGCGGGAAGCGCCGCUCGCCGCGCAGAACGGCGGGGAGAUUUGCUUGGCCCUCAGACGCUGGAGCGGCCCCACCGGGCGUGGGCCGCGUGCGGGCGGCCCCCCACCAUCGGACCCGAGCGGCGAACCGUGGGGGGCAGGGCACUCGGGCCGCCUCUGUCGGGGACGCACCGCGGAAGGAUGUUCCUGGCACAACCUAGGGGCCUCUAGCCAGAAGCGGCGCCUUCCCUGCCGUUGGAGAAUUCGGAACGAACGGGGGACGUCAAUGUCGUUGCCGUGAGAAAACCCAUGACACGUGGGCGCUUACGGUCAGGUGGAGAGUCACGCGGAGCGGACACUGCGGGGCCCUCCGGUGCCCGUGAAACGGCCGAGGGACAGGACGGGGGGCACUGUGCACUUACACGGACGUCGGCCACAGGUCUGCCACUCAGCCACCUCGGCAUCACUUUUAAAAGAAUAAAAAGAAGGGGUGGAAACAUAGACUUCAAAUGGAAGGAACGGAUGUCUUUACAAACUCUUUCACGUUUCCGUGCCGAACCUACUACAGUUUUUCAGCAGUUUUAAUGUUUUGGUGGGGGGUAUGUUUGAGAGGAAGGGUCUUAGCCCCCCCCCUUUUUUUUUUUAAAGUUUAUUUGUAUUUAUUUUUAGAGAGAGAGUGAGGGAGGGACGGAGAGAGAGAAUCCCAUGCAGGCUCCAGGCUCCAAGCUGUUAGCCCAGAGCCCUACUCAGGGCUUGAACUCAAGAACCAUGAUAUCAUGACCUAAGCCGAAAUCAAGAGCUGGAGGCUUAACCCACCGACCGGCCCCCGGCCUUUGUUUUUCUGUGUGUUCACUGCCACCCUGUGUCAGGAAAGUUGGGACAGUGAGGGCAACUCUACAGAAGUUUGCUGGAAGCCUGUGUUACAAUCAUCCCCACCCACGAGGAACGUAGUCCUUUGUGAGAAAUGUGAAGGCUGAGUCACGAGACACUUGGACUUCGAAGUUAGAACUCUGAAAAUAACACCGUGUGCCAUUUACACCCACACUGGCUGAGAGAAGGAAGCCAUGCACGGUGUCACAUUGAAACAUGCCCCCUCAAGACCAUUUACGGCUUUGAUACUUCGAAGUAAAGCUUCUGUUCGUGUGGUUUUUAAA
Molecule: messenger RNA, 3299 nt
Organism: Panthera uncia (snow leopard)
Lineage: Eukaryota; Metazoa; Chordata; Mammalia; Carnivora; Felidae
Gene: ZNF550
Product: zinc finger protein 550
Exons: 5
Coding region: 970-2112 (380 amino acids)
Biological process (GO): negative regulation of transcription by RNA polymerase II; regulation of cytokine production; regulation of immune system process
Source: RefSeq, a predicted model, not a curated record